AUGCGUGAAGUAAUCAGUAUCAGUGCUUCGCAUAGGACCAAUCACUUGCUUACUCAAUUCUACAAUGGACAGGAACAACUGCUACAGGACGUCGAUGCUGAAAAUGAACCCGGGGUAUUCCUGAAUCCAGUGGUCGACAGGAUCUCCAAGACCGUGUCGUACACGCCUCGGGCAUUGCUGUGGGAUGCUAAAUGCGGGACCGGUGCUCUGGGCACUCGCCAAUACGAAAAUACACAUGAUUACUACUUUGAUCCAGACCACAACCCUUCGGAAGCCAAGCAAGCAGGCGUGGAAAUUGUGCAAACGCACAAAAAGAUUCCCAAGUCAGAGUACCAAGUGGCUCUCGACUCCAAUGGCCAUCUGCCAGUUUUGAGCGAUUCAAAUACAAGGUAUUGGUCUGAUUACAGCAAGCUGGUUUUCGGCCCGUCGAAUCUCAAUACUUUGAAUGAUUGGUACCACGAUGUGGAUAAUCCCUCUGCGCCCGAUUUCCAAGAUCUACAUCAAACAUACUUCAGCAGCUACGACGUUGGCUACCAGGAGUUCAAAACCAACUAUUGUGCGGACUUCUUUGACGAUAAACUGCAUUCACAGCUGGAGUCUUGCGACGGACUGCAAGGACUAAAUUUGCUCUCCGAAAUGGACAACGGUUGGGGAGGCUUUUCAUCGUGUUUGCUGGAAAACUUGCGGGACGAGCUACCCAAGACUGACGUUAUAAGCUGGGGGUUCAAUAAAGACGAUGCGUUAAGUCUGAACCAGCCAAUCCGCUCUACCAAGACCAAAUUUGAGUUGAUUUGCAACAAAAUCCGUUCCACUUUGAGUAUUGUCCGUGACUCCAACCUCUACUUCCCACUGUAUUCUGACCCCAGUCUAUCUUUAUGGAGGUCUGCGGGAUGUACCGACCUUUUGUUUGAUGCGGUAAACUCUGCAUCAUCCAACAGAGAUGCCAAGAAACGCACGUCGUUCAACCAUAUCGUCGGACUUUUAACCCAGGGAGAGACUCACCGAAAUGUGGUGUCCAAACUCGAUAUAGAGGAAUUGGACUUCUCGUUCUACUCUCGAAUUCCGCGCCAGAAGACCAGCGGCACCAAGACCUACGGCCAACUCUUCAUUUCUCGAGACCCGCAGAGCACCAUCGAAGAAACUUCCACAAUAAAAACAUACGCAUGGCAGCCGUCAGACACAAUCCCUGAGGAAUACAGAAACAAGACGACAUACACAGCCAGCCUCGCUGUCACCGAAAAGCCUAGAGAUGUUUUCAAAAACUGGCUCAAUUUGGUUUCCCGGUACUUCAAGUACGAUGCCGAUAGAGAAGAGUUGAAAGAAGAGCUUGGAACUCUCGUUAAUACCUACGAAGAAGGUUGGUAUGAUGAUGACGAUUCCGGGGACGACCUAUAA
Messenger RNA from Lachancea nothofagi CBS 11611, 1395 nucleotides. The record is from the annotation of a GenBank genome assembly. NCBI's taxonomy places the organism in Eukaryota, Fungi, Ascomycota, Saccharomycetes, Saccharomycetales, Saccharomycetaceae.